Molecule: messenger RNA, 3408 nt
Organism: Symbiodinium necroappetens
Lineage: Eukaryota; Dinophyceae; Suessiales; Symbiodiniaceae
Source: the annotation of a GenBank genome assembly
AUGAUCGGGGCUGUGCGCUCCCAAAGACAGACAUCCCCGACCACAAUGUACUUCAAGAGGAAGUACGGAGGCCCAAUCAAGAAGGACCCAGAUGCCGAGUUCGGUCCGCAGUACCAUGGGCCGAAGGGCAGCGGCGGAAUCCAGAGAUCAUCCCGGUUGGGAUUUCCCAAGUGGGGUCAGCAGCGUGUCAUUCCAAAGCUCAGCGGGGCCUCGUAUGAGUAUCGAAAGAACACCAUGAGGAAUCUCACCACCCAGGUCAUUCGCCAAGGCAGAAUCAAGACCACCCGCGCGAAAGCUGAGGCACUGACGCAUUUCGUGGACCGCAUGAUCCUCUUGGCCAAGCGAGGAGACGACCUGAGCCGACGUGAGGCCGGCGAGUGGCUCUACGACCCGACCCUGGUGGACAACCUUUUCAAGUUGGCGCCGGAGCGAUACCCCGAGCAGAGCGAAGGGUUCUGCAAGGUCACUCGAACCAUGAAUCGAAAGGGCGACUGGUCUGAGAUGGCCUACAUCGAGCUGAUGUCGGCUCCCUCUUUUUCGGUUGACGCAACAAUGGCCUUCCGCCGCCUCCUGCCACGCCUGCCCGUGGCGCGUGCUGCGCUCAACUCGGCGGUGCGGUCGCUGCAUGCUUCGGCGCCCAGGAAUGCUGCGAAAGUGAGUCCAGCCGAGCUCACCAAGAUCCUCAGCGAGCGCAUUGCCAACUUCAAGGACCAGGCGGACGUUCAAGAAGUCGGGCGUGUGCUGUCAGUUGGCGAUGGAAUUGCUCGAAUCUACGGCCUCAAGGGCGUGAAGGCCGGAGAGAUGGUCGAGUUCUCCAGUGGCCUGAAGGGCAUGGCCCUGAACUUGGAGACAGACAACGUGGGUGUGGUCGUGUUCGGAGACGACCGCGCAAUCGUCGAAGGUGACAGCGUGAAGUGCACGGGGACCAUCGUGGAUGUGCCAAUUGGCGAGGAGCUGCUGGGCCGCGUUGUGGAUGCCCUUGGCACGCCCAUUGAUGGCGCCGGGCCCAUCCAGACAAAGAGCCGCCGCCGAGUGGAGCUCAAGGCUCCGGGCAUCAUUCCCCGGCAAAGCGUGCACGAGCCCAUGACCACCGGCCUGAAAGCUGUCGACAGCCUGAUCCCAAUCGGCCGUGGCCAGCGAGAGCUGAUCAUCGGCGAUCGCCAGACUGGCAAGACCGCGAUUGCCAUCGACACAAUCCUCAACCAGAAGGCCAUCAACGCCUCGGCUGACAAGACGGCCCACCUGUACUGCAUCUACGUCGCAGUAGGACAGAAGCGAUCCACUGUGGCCCAGCUCUUCGAAAUUCUGCGAAAGAAUGACUGCUUGAAGUACACCACGGUCGUGGCCGCGACUGCCUCCGAUGCCGCGCCUCUUCAGUUCCUGGCGCCCUACACGGGCUGUGCCAUGGCCGAGUACUUCCGAGACAACGGCAAGCAUGCGGUCAUCUUCUAUGAUGACCUUUCGAAGCAGGCAGUGGCGUACCGUCAGAUGUCGCUGCUUCUGCGACGUCCGCCAGGUCGUGAGGCUUACCCAGGUGAUGUCUUCUACCUGCACAGUCGCUUGCUGGAGAGAGCGGCCAAGAUGAACGAGACCACGCACGGUGGCGGCUCUCUCACCGCCCUGCCGGUCAUCGAGACCCAAGCCGGCGAUGUCAGUGCCUACAUCCCUACGAACGUGAUUUCCAUCACUGAUGGCCAGAUCUUCUUGGAGACGGAGCUCUUCUACAAGGGCAUCCGACCGGCCGUGAACGUUGGCCUCUCCGUGAGCCGUGUGGGCAGCGCCGCACAGAUCAAAGCAAUGAAGCAGGUGGCCGGCACCUUGAAGCUGGAGUUGGCACAGUACCGCGAGGUCGCCGCCUUUGCGCAGUUCGGCUCCGAUCUGGAUGCAGCUACACAGCACCAGCUGCUGCGAGGCGGCAUUCUGACGGAGCUUCUGAAGCAGAAGCAGUUUGUGCCGAUGACCACAGCAGAGAUCAUCGUGUCUUUGUGGGCGGGCACGCGUGGAUAUUUGGACAAGGUGGCAACCAAGGAGAUCCUCCGAUUCGAGAGCUUGUGGCUGAAGCAUUUCAAAGACACCAAGGGCGACGUGCUUAAGGAAAUUAUGGAGAAGAAGCAGAUCACUCCAGAGAUUGAAGGGAGCAUCAAGUCUGCCAUGGAUGAGUUCCUCGGCAUGAACGAGUUCGAGGGCCGGGCAAAAAGCGAUUUGCUGAUUGGUUGCUCCAAAAAUCUUGCAGUUCAAGCCGGAAUGGCGGAACACCCCGUACCUGUGAGCACUGGUAUUUCUGAUCUACGUGGAGCCGGAGGUCAAGGCCAUCACCGUGAUUCGAUUGAGGGUGAUGCUUUGUCUACUGUUGCCACGACUGACAUCGGGACGGAAGAAGUCUGGGACUCGGGACCGAUGGCCGUCGGCUUUGGCACGGACGAAGUCAUUCUUCACGGAAGUGGUGGACCUGAUCCGCUUUGGAUGACAGUAGAGCAGUUGCCUGGCCUCUCCAAAGGCGUUGCCAAAAAUCGUGGCGUGAGGGCCGCUGAGCUCGACGAUGAGUUGUCGGCAGAUGUUGGUGGGCUGUUGAAGGUGAUCGGAAAACAGCGGUCCAACCUCACUGUCAUCACCAUUCUUGAUGUCAUGACGCCCCGGCAUUGCGACAACGGUCGCUUGGCGGAAGCCAUGGACGAGGAAACAUCGUCCGACAAAGGCACAAAUUGGCGAUUCCACGGAUUUGCGCGUUCCAAGGCCAUGCCGCCUCGCUUAGAGUGUUGGACAAGGAUCCUCCGAACACCACGGUCGAACAAUCCGGCUCUCGACGACAACUGGAACCCCAGCUAUGUCAUCACCCCCGUUUGUGGAUUUGCUCCAUACCGGGCAACUGCCUUCGAUCUUAUGCCAAAGAUGGCUUAUCACGCUUCUUGCUGUGGGGCUCAUCCCGGGAGGGAGUAUGACCAAGAAGGGCAAUUCGGGCCGCCCAUACGUGAUGAUGGCGCUGCCAAUCAGGGUGUAAGACCCGGGGCCCAAGUUGAGUUCGUGAUUGACGUACAAGUCGCUGCAUACGAGGGUUGCCGCUUCUUCAUCACCAUAGCCGGCGCUAUCCAGACUCUCGAUUGGCAGCAACCGAGACUGUGUGGGCCAACAGAGGCUUUGAACCGGUGCGGAAGAACAGUCAGGGCGUUUACGCCGUGGACCACUACAGCAUGGAGUCCGGGGGGCCUGACGGUGAACACCCCGGAAGGAAGGCAUGGAAAGACUUUCUCUUCCAACCUCACGAUCCAUGUGGCUCCCAAGAAGCCCUAUGCUCAGUGCAAUUCGGAGCUUGACUGGAAAAGGCAGGAGAACAUCAGCGUCCCAUCUUUCGCGUGCCCGAACGGCAGCAGCUCCAAUCUGGAUGGUGCCCUCUGGCUGUUUCCGCUGUGA